Molecule: messenger RNA, 576 nt
Organism: Candidula unifasciata
Lineage: Eukaryota; Metazoa; Mollusca; Gastropoda; Stylommatophora; Geomitridae
Source: the annotation of a GenBank genome assembly
AUGGAGAGUCGCACAAACGGAGCUGACAUAUCAACACACGAUAAAGAAAUCCUCAAACAAAUAUUUAGUACCGGUUUACCAUGCGCUGAUGACAUUGACAGCGAGGAAGUUGAAGAUGCACCUGUUGAAGAUAAUGAGCAGAUACGGGCUGCCAAGGAGCUAGAGGUUCAGGGUGUCAAGGCUGCAGAGGCUGGAAAUAUUGAUGCUGCCAUCGACCUUUUUCAGCAGGCAGUAAGCACGGCCCCAGAAUGGCCGUCAGCAUAUAACAACCGAGCCCAAGCUCUGAGGCUGAAAGGUGACAUAGAAGGUGCAAAGGCAGACUUAGAUAAAGCACUGGAGUUGAGCCAAGGGUCAGGAAAUGUUGCAUGUCAAGCAUUUACUCAGAGAGGUCUUAUUCUCAAGCGAGAAGGAAAUGAUGAAGGUGCCAAGCAAGAUUUUGAAAAAGCUGCCAACUUGGGUAGUGCAUUUGCCAAACAACUGCUGGCUGCAAUGAAUCCUUAUGCUGCACUCUGUAAUCAGAUGCUCUGUGAUGUCAUGCACAAAUUGAGGUCAGGACAGGAAGAAGCAGAAGUAUGA